Messenger RNA from Etheostoma spectabile (orangethroat darter), 1696 nucleotides. It is a transcript of the gene rnd2, whose product is annotated as Rho family GTPase 2. NCBI's taxonomy places the organism in Eukaryota, Metazoa, Chordata, Actinopteri, Perciformes, Percidae. The record is from RefSeq and is a predicted model, not a curated record. Gene Ontology annotation, molecular function: GTPase activity; GTP binding. The transcript is spliced from 5 exons. Bases 152 to 916 code for a protein of 254 amino acids. Gene Ontology annotation, biological process: small GTPase-mediated signal transduction.
CAGGGAGGGCUGUGCGCGCCGACCAGACAGAGUCAGUCAGCGGGACCAGGGAGCUGCGCGUAUCGGACAGAAGGAGUUGGAUAAAGCGCACCGGCUCGGUGCAAGUAUUUGCUCAUUUUUCUUUCCCGUGUUCUUUUCCGCUGCGUCUCCUAUGCUGGAUGCUGGACGCAAUCCAUCCCCGCGUCAACAACACACCUCUGACGGACAAACCAUGGACAGUCUAGGCAGCCGCUGUAAGAUUGUGGUGGUUGGGGACACGCAAUGUGGGAAAACGGCACUCUUGCACGUUUUUGCCAAAGACUGCUAUCCAGAGAACUACGUGCCCACGGUGUUUGAAAACUACACAGCCAGUUUCGAGAUAGACAAGCACCGGAUUGAGCUGAAUAUGUGGGACACGUCAGGUUCCUCUUAUUACGACAACGUGAGGCCGCUGGCGUAUCCUGACUCAGAUGCGGUUCUCGUCUGUUUUGACAUCAGCCGCCCAGAGACUUUGGACAGUGUCAUAAAGAAGUGGCAAGGGGAGACGCAGGAGUUUUGUCCCAACGCCAAAGUGGUGCUGGUGGGCUGUAAACUGGACAUGAGGACAGACGUCAGCACCCUGAGGGAGCUCUCCAAGCAGCGCCUCAUCCCUGUCACCCACGAGCAGGGCAGCACGAUAGCUCGACAGAUGGGGGCGGUGGCCUACGUCGAGUGCACCUCCAAAGUUUCGGAGAACAGCGUCCGGGACGUGUUCCACGUCACCACGGUGGCGUCGGUGCGGCGGCCCCACAAGCCACAGCUUAAACGCAGCAGCUCCCGCAGAGGCCUGAAGCGAGUGUCACAGCUGCCCCUCCCCCCCCUGCCGGGCCGGACUGAGCAAAUGGACGAGGCCCCGGCCAUGAGGAAGGACCGGGCUAAGAGCUGUGUGCUCAUGUAGAGACCCAUCACUAUAAAUAUAUGUACAUACAUAAACACAGAAAUAUAUAACAGAGGAAGUCUAUUUAUUGUUUUUUUGCUCGUAUUUUAAUUUUUGUGGAAAGAAAUGCUUAGGAUUUUUUUUUUUUUUGUUGCGUGUGUGCAUAUUUUCUAAGCUGUUUACAUGCAGUAUUUGUGUUGUUUUUGAAAUGAUGACAAAUUGGACUAAGCCUCAGGACACGAGGAAGCUGUGAUAGUGGAAAUGCAGUCUAGUCCCAGUAUUAAAGAGGAAUUAAUUUCCUGAAACCGCUCUAAUAGGAGGAAGGCACCAGUACGAAGCAACAGUGAGGAGGGUGAAGAGCGUGUGAGGAAGACAUGUUGAAGCAGGAAGUCUGGGAAGGAAGCUUGUUUUCACAGACCGUGUUGCUCAGCGAACACGAGGACUAAUUGUAACUAGCUGCACUGUCUGAAGUUUGUGCCUGCUGCCAUAUUUGAGAGGAAAUGUACAGUAAUGCCGAAAAGGGAUUCUAGUGACUAGAAGAAUGAUGGCUCAAACCAAACAUUAGGAGCUGGAAAAAAGAUUUUGCAACACUGAAAUAUUAAAGGUGGGGUGUGAGAGCAUUACUACCACAAGUGCAUUUUAGAAGUCACAACAUAUCUGAAUUUAUUUUGCCACAUUUAACACAAUUUUUGUUAUCAACUCCAACUGUGUCAGAUUUCAUUCACUGAAGUUAAUGUUAAUGAUAAAAUAUAUUCUAUUUUAAAGAUGUUUCUUUGUGGAAAAUAAAGUGGUAAAACGUUA